Molecule: messenger RNA, 3964 nt
Organism: Heteronotia binoei (common prickly gecko)
Lineage: Eukaryota; Metazoa; Chordata; Lepidosauria; Squamata; Gekkonidae
Gene: TBCK
Product: TBC1 domain containing kinase
Exons: 26
Coding region: 203-2884 (893 amino acids)
Biological process (GO): protein phosphorylation; activation of GTPase activity
Molecular function (GO): protein kinase activity; GTPase activator activity; ATP binding
Source: RefSeq, a predicted model, not a curated record
GAAGGAUUCGGCUAUGAUGAGCAGCUGAGAGUGAAUUAGGGAAUCGGGCUUUGCUCACUACUGCAAUCCAGGUGUGGCAGCAGCUGGCUGCAUCCCGGAGCUGGCCAUGUUUAAGGCCAUCCUUGUGAUCUGUUUAUAAGCUGGCCGUAGGAAGGGAGGUGAGGGACAUACUGUUUGAGGGAGUGCCUUUUGGUAGUCCACAAUGUUUCCCUUAAAGGAUGCAGAGCUAGGCGCAUUCACUUUCUUUGCCUCAGCUCUUCCAAAUGAUGUCUGUGGGAGUAACGGCUUGCCUUUGACACCAAACUCCAUAAAAAUCCUGGGACGUUUUCAAAUUCUGAAGACAAUUACACACCCCAGACUUUGCCAGUAUGUGGAUAUUUCUCGUGGAAAACAUGAGAGGCUGGUGGUGGUUGCUGAACACUGUGAAAGAAGUCUGGAAGAUUUGCUUCGAGACAGGAAACCAGUGAGCUCUUUUAGGAUUUUGUGUAUCGCUUUUGAAAUAUUGGAGGGGUUGCAGUACAUGAACAAACAUGGAAUAGUCCACCGGGCCCUUUCGCUUCACAAUAUCAUGAUGGAUCAAGAGGGACAUGCCAAGUUGGCUAAAUUUGGCUUUUACCACAUGACAGCUUAUGGUGCUGAUGUUGAUUUUCCCAUAGGAUAUCCUUCAUACCUGGCACCGGAAGUGAUUGCCCAGGGAAUUAUGAAAUCCAGUGAUCAUACUCAAAGCGAAAAGCCUUUGCCUUCUGGCCCUAAAUCUGAUGUAUGGUCCCUUGGUAUUAUAUUAUUCGAGCUUUGUGUGGGCAGAAAGCUGUUCCAGAGUUUAGACGUAGCUGAAAGAUUAAAACUCCUGCUUAAUCUUGGAUGUGUGGAUGAUAUCAUAACAGUAUUGGCUGAGGAACACGGUUGUCUGGAGAUUAUCAAGGAAAUGCCAGAAAAUAUUUUAGCUCUGCUGAAGAAAUGCCUUACAUUCCAUCCUUCUAAGAGGCCUACUCCAGACCAGUUACUCAAAGACUCCGUGUUCAGUGAAAUCUCGUCUUUAUACCCACCUUUCCACAAACCCGCUAACCUUUUUUCAUCCACUCUGAGAUGUGCUGACUUAACUCUUCCUGAUGAUAUUAACCAGUUGUGUGAAGAUGCAAAUGCUGAUUACCUAGCAGAGAGAUCAAUUGAAGAAGUUUAUUAUCUCUGGUGCUUGGCUGGAGGAGACUUGGAAAAAGAGCUUGUCAACAAGGAAAUCAUUCAUUCAAAACCACCCAUCUGCACUCUCCCAAUUUUUCUGCUGGAGGAUGGAGAGAGCUUUGGCCAGGGACGAGACAGAAGCUUCCUUUUGGAUGACACAACAGUGACGCUUUCACUGUGCCAGCUAAGAAAUAGACUGAAAGAUGUUGGUGGGGAAGCAUUUUAUCCAUUGCUUGAAGAUGACCAGUCAAAUAUGCCCCAUUCAAACAGCAAUAAUGAGUUAUCUGCUGCUGCUAAUCUUCCUCUUAUUAUCCGAGAACGGGAUACAGAAUACCAACUCAACAGAAUAGUCCUUUUUGACAGGUUGCUAAAGGCCUAUCCAUACAAAAAAAAUCAAAUUUGGAAGGAAGCCAGAAUUGAUAUUCCUCCAUUAAUGAGAGGUUUAGUUUGGGCUGCCUUGCUUGGAGUAGAGGGUGCCAUUCAAGCAAAGUAUGAUGCCAUUGACAAGGACACUCCAAUUCCUACAGAUAGACAAAUUGAAGUUGACAUUCCUCGAUGUCAUCAGUAUGAUGAGUUGCUGUCAUCACCAGAAGGUCAUGCAAAAUUUAGACGGGUAUUGAAAGCUUGGGUGGUUUCCCAUCCUGAUCUUGUAUAUUGGCAAGGCCUAGAUUCUCUCUGUGCACCAUUCCUGUACUUGAAUUUUAACAACGAAGGCCUGGCCUAUGCCUGCAUGUCUGCAUUUAUUCCCAAAUACCUGUAUAACUUCUUUUUAAAAGACAACUCUCAUGUGAUUCAAGAAUACUUGACAGUGUUUUCCCAGAUGAUUGCAUUCCAUGACCCAGAGCUGAGCAACCAUCUCAAUGAAAUUGGCUUCAUUCCAGAUCUAUAUGCUAUUCCUUGGUUUCUCACAAUGUUUACACAUGUCUUCCCUUUGCACAAAAUCUUUCAUCUUUGGGAUACGCUACUACUCGGGAACUCUUCCUUCCCAUUUUGUAUUGGAGUGGCAAUUCUGCAGCAACUGAGGGAUCGGCUUCUUUCUAAUGGAUUCAAUGAAUGCAUUUUGCUCUUCUCUGAUCUACCAGAAAUUGACAUUGAACGAUGUGUCCAUGAAUCAAUCAACCUCUUUUGCUGGACCCCUAAGAGUGCCACAUACAGACAAUAUGCCCAGCAUCCUAAGCAAGCAAAUGAGUCCAACUACCCCAGAAGUUUAAUGUCCUGUUUGUCAUCAGACUAUCAAGAUGCACCCAGAAGUGAUCUGUCUAGAGACUCUAUCAAGUUGAAUGACCUGAAAUCGGAAGUUUCUCCACGGAUCUCAGCAGAAGAUUUGAUUGACCUGUGUGACUUGACGGGACCUAGCCAUUUCAAGACCCCGACAAAGAAAACAAAAUCUAGCAAGCCAAAGCUGCUUAUUGUUGACAUUCGGAACAGCGAGGAUUUCAAUCGAGGGCAUAUAUCAGGCAGCAUCAAUAUUCCAUUUGGAUCAGCAUUCACUGCAGAAGGGGAGUUCAUCCAGUGCCCUGCCACUGCCACACUUCAGAGCUUUAAAGGAAGAGUUGUUGUAGUUGUUGGAAAUGUGGCAAAGAACGCAGCCUCAUUCGCAGCUCAUCUUGUGAAAAUCAAGUAUCCAAGGGUUUGCAUUUUAGAUGGUGGCAUAAACAAACUCAAGCCAACGGGUCUGCUGACAGUUCCUUCUCCACAAAUAUGAGCAACUAAAUAUCCUGAGAACCUGAGGUGUCUAUCAGCUAUGUGAGAAAACUGUGAAGGUGUUACAGCACAUGUGUCAAUAAAAGCAACAGAUUAUUGGAGUCUUUCCAUGCUAGUUUUUCAGGAGAUUAAUUUUUAUUUUAUUUUUUUGGCAUAGAAGCUCCAGUGCUGGUUGGAUGGUAAUGUAAAUGCUCGUAGAGUGAAAAUGUGAACCUGUGUGAUUUCAGCGUACCAAUAAUCUUCCAGUCGAAUUUUGUCUGUCUAGCAGUUCAGCGGUAAUACACAUUUGGGUCAAUCAAUUUUGCAUUUUCAAACUAUUAAGCAGAAUUGCUCAACUUAUUGCAGAGGUAAUGUUUUGAGAAAGAAAUGCUGAAAAUAAUGGGACAUAAUCUUCACUUAAACAAGAAAUGCUAAAGUUUGCACAGGUCUCUCUCGGCUUGCACAGGUAGCAUUGGGUUAUUAGGCUUGCUGAUCUAUUUCUGGACACAAGGUGACAUUUUUAAUUUGAAUAGAAAAGCAAACUGAAGGUUAGUUCCAAAGUAUGCUAUCAAAUCCUUUCUCAAAAAUCUGUCCAUACAUCCUUUUAGAACUCAAUAGUGCUCUACUAGGAGGAGCCUUAAUUUCAUCCAUGUAACUCAAUAUGACACAUCCUGAGAUUUGAGGAAUGUAUUUUUGCAAGAACAGACUUCUGUCCUUACCUGAAAUGUGUGGAUUGUCUGCAUUUGGAAGCAGGCAUCACUGGCAUGUUGACACAGGAGAGAGGAACCAUGGAAAUUUUUUGAUCUCACAAUGAAAUUCCCUGCACUCUCACCAACAAAGGAAGUUGAAUGAAUGAAUUUUUUAAAUGAAUAUUUAAUUGUUAGUAAAUGUUUAACUACUUAGCAACAAACAGCAAAUGCCUGAAUUUUAAAAUAUUUCUGGUAUAUAUUAGGAAAAUUGACUGUUCUUUGACUUGUCUUUAUAUUUAGGAUCGUAGAAUAAGAUGGUUAACCGUGUUCACCAACCUGACACAAAAAGCAUUUCAUUUUGUACUGUUAUUUGUAAUCAUGUUGACAUUAAAACAUAAUUUUUGUGAGCUAAA